Ophidiomyces ophidiicola is the source of this 1311-nucleotide messenger RNA. It is a transcript of the gene HEM13, whose product is annotated as Coproporphyrinogen-III oxidase. Lineage: Eukaryota; Fungi; Ascomycota; Eurotiomycetes; Onygenales; Onygenaceae. Gene Ontology annotation, cellular component: mitochondrial intermembrane space; cytoplasm. The record is from RefSeq and is a predicted model, not a curated record. Bases 1 to 1311 code for a protein of 436 amino acids. Gene Ontology annotation, molecular function: coproporphyrinogen oxidase activity. The transcript is spliced from 2 exons.
AUGGCUGCUCCGCGCAUCUACUCCCGCUGCUCCAGAGCGCUGGCGCGUUCAACCUUCCAAAAAUGCCCACGUCCUAUGCCCGUGAGAAUUCCACGCCGCCAGAUGGCUACCUCACCUCCUGAACCUCAAGGUGGCCCUAAAAACUGGAGGCCAGUAGUUGCCAUCUCGGUUGUGGCAGCCUUGAGCCUGGGUAUACUACAAAUUUUGAAAUCCUCCGUGCCGGUUGAGCUCGAUGCCCCCUCAAUCGCCUCCCUAGAUGACAAGACCAAGCGGGAAACCUUCAUCACGUCAUCGUCACCCAUGCGCCUGCGCAUGGAGAAGCUUAUAAAGGAUCACCAGAAAAAAAUAGUAGAUGAACUUUCGAGAAUAGACGGAAAGCAAUUUACAAUUGAUGACUGGAAUCGGCCGGAUGGUGGAGGAGGGAUCUCCUGUGUUUUGCAAGACGGAAAUGUCUUUGAAAAAGCCGGCGUCAAUGUCUCUGUGGUAUAUGGAAAAUUGCCCCGGCCAGCUAUUGAAAAGAUGCGAGCAGAUCACAAAUCGUUUGUGGGCACGGAUGUAGAUUCAUUGGAUUUUUUUGCCUCUGGCCUGUCCCUGGUGUUACAUCCCAAGAACCCUAUGGCACCAACAGUUCAUCUUAACUACCGCUACUUUGAAACUUCGGAUCCCAAGGACCCAAUGCACGGCCCGAAGAACUGGUGGUUCGGCGGUGGAACUGACCUCACACCCUCAUACCUUUUCCCUGAAGACUGCAAGCACUUCCACCAAACCAUCAAAGACGUCUGCGAUAACCACGACCCAACCUACUACCCCAAAUUCAAAAAAUGGUGUGACGAAUACUUUUAUAUCCCUCACCGACAUGAGUCCCGCGGCAUUGGCGGCAUCUUCUUUGACGACCUAGACACCGAUUUCCUAUCCCAUUCUUCUGCCCACUCCUCCACCAACGCCCAGGAGACGCUCUUCUCAUUUGUCUCUGACGCCCUUGCCUCCUUCCUGCCAUCAUACGUCCCUAUUCUUGAGCGAAGAAAAGAUAUGCCCUUCACACAAGCCGAGAAAGACUGGCAACAGUUACGCCGGGGCCGCUACGUCGAGUUCAAUCUUGUAUAUGACCGUGGUACGAGUUUCGGUUUAAAAACACCCAACGCUAGAGUGGAGAGCAUAUUGAUGAGUCUACCGCGCACUGCAGAGUGGGUGUAUAUGGAUCCUGUUUCUGGCACGAGAAUAGGCGAAGAGAAAAGGAUCGUCGACGCUCCCGAUAAGAAGAGAGAGCAAGAAAUGAUAGAUGUUCUGAAAUAUCCACGAGAGUGGGUAUGA